GUUUUGGGUGGGGAAAGGCCGUGGGGCUUGGCACGAAGGUUUGGACUCAUCAACAAGGAGUGAAGACUUCAUUUGUACUACCUUGAGCACACACCUGGUAAGGUAUUUGUAGAUGUAAUGGGCCACGGACAAAGCCAGCAUCGGCAGGGAGCCUCUGCGGCUGCCCAAGUGACUGCUCCACCACCGGACCUGACCCCGUCAUUCAUCAUCAAGCUGAAGGAUGUCCUACUGGCUCGCUCAGAGACGGAGGACGGUAUAAGCCGCCACGUCUUCACCUCCGCCUUCCUCAACAAGAACCCCACGAUCGCGAAUGUCAUGUUUGACCACUUCUUGCGGCUUUCGGCGGCGAGCGGUGACGUUCUCGCGCCGCGCGACUUCGUGGAGCGCUGCGUGGAGGUGUACCAGCUUAUCUCGGACCACGACCAGGCACAGUUCUACCUGCGCACGUUCGCCGACGAGCACGACAGCGUAAGUGCGGAGAAUCUGCGCAGCAUGAUCCUGCAGGCGUUCGAGGCGGCCAUGUGGGCACACCCGGACACGGUGAUUCGCUCACUCAACAUCGACACCAUCCUGGCGGGCGUGGCCGACUCGUGCCUGCACGGCCGCGACGAGGUGGGCGUCACGUUCGCGCGCAACUGGGUGGAGCGACACUGUCCCCGUCUGGUGCGCUGGCUGCACCAGUACGUGGUGCACCGAAUCACCGAAGGCCACGCGCUGAUCGCGGCGCGGCCGGCCGAGCCGGAGCCGGAGGAGCCAGCCGGCGGCAGCUGCGUGCUGGAGAGCGCGUCGGCCUCGAGCGAGGCGACGCUGCACCCGGCGCUUCUGUGGCUGCUGAUGUGCGCGCUGCCGGAGCGCUACACGCGGCCGUCGUCGGCCGAGAGCCUGGCGUCGCUGCCGGCGCUGGCGCGGCUCGACCCGGGCCACUCGAUUGGCCGGCUGGUGCGCGCCGUCACGCCCAAACACUGGGUGUCGCUGUACAGCUCGGACGAGCAGGGCCUCAGCGCCAACCGGCUGCAGCACCACGUGCUCGGCUACCGCGGUCCGACGCUGAUGCUGCUGCGCGCCGAGGAGGGUCGGCUGUUCUGCGUGGCGGCCGACUGCGGCUGGCGCGACUCGCCCCACUGCUGGGGCGGCGUCGACUGCAUGGCGCUGCAGCUGCUGCCGCGCUUCCAGGUGCUGGUCGGCGGCCAGCCGGACGUCAUGUUCUACAACUACUCGGCGCGCGGCCUGCCGUCGGGCCUGCGCGUCGGCGCUGACCGCCGGACGCCUGCCAUCGAGGUGGACCGCGAGAUGAGCGUGUGCACGCACAGCGGCGCGCCGUUCCGCCUGCAGGGCGUCGAGGUGUGGGGCUGUGGUGCCAAGGCGGACCGCGACAGCCAGAUCAGCUCGCAGAAGCGCGACCGCGCCGCCGUCGAGCAGCGGCGCAAGGUCAACAUCAUGGCCGAUACCGACUGGGCGGAGAACCCCGACCGCUACCUGCUCGAAAUGUCCGGCACCCGCCAGAGCUACAACUACAACUGAGGCGCGCCUGCACCGCCCCACUCGCUCUGCAUGCUGGCGGUGCUGGUGCGGCGCUUGUGAUGACGCGUGAUAUAUUUUUGUCGCCAUCCGUCGCGGUGCUGGUUGGUUCACCGUUAUUGAGAUCCUAGAGCGCUGACCGAGCGCGGCGAAUGACGUACGGUCGCUCACGCCAAUGUGCAUGUAUUCCAGUGCGCUAUGCAUAUUCCAUGUAAAACAGAGGUAAAGAUCUGGAAAGGCCCCCAAGCCUGGCUAUGUACAUGCCAUAUUUGUUACGUCUGCCCGCUGGGCGUAGCUAUGUUAGUGACUUUCACACACGCUGGCGUAACACUUACAUUCGGUUAUGUGCGUUGGGCGACAGCGAGCUUCGUUCUACGACAAAGAGGACAGUCGCCAGUUCUUCUUAGAGUUCCUCAGAGUUUAGCCUCUGGAACCGUGCAAUAUCAAGUCUGCGUCGAGGUGAUGGGCCGUUGGAAUAACAUAGAUGGCGUUCUUUGACGACCGAACCCGUUAUAGAAAUGUGGAUAAUGUUAAACAAGUCAGUAUUUCUGUAUGAACGACAGUACACGAUCCCCCACCAA
This is a messenger RNA of Pollicipes pollicipes, 2099 nucleotides long. RefSeq lists its product as uncharacterized. The record is from RefSeq and is a predicted model, not a curated record. Bases 118 to 1521 code for a protein of 467 amino acids. The transcript is spliced from 2 exons. NCBI's taxonomy places the organism in Eukaryota, Metazoa, Arthropoda, Thecostraca, Pollicipedomorpha, Pollicipedidae.